AUGGCAUAUAUAAUCGCAGCUACCGAACGAAAUGAGCUUUUACAAGCCGGUUCUGAUGGGAAACGUCUUCUUCAAUUAACAACUGCAGCAAAAAGCAACUUGAAUAUUGAUUUGCAUAAUCUUGAUAUUGAAUUACAACGUCAACUUGGACUUUAUUCUGUUGAAGUCAUUGGAGAUGGCGCCAUUCGGCAAGUUCUCAGUAAUGGGUCUUACUACUCAACUGUACUAAGACCCGGAGAUCAAGUGAAUGAGAAAGAAUUAAUAGACUGGGCACAAACAAUGGACGAUUCAAAUACUUAUGGAGAUGAAAUGGCUAAUAUAGCUGUAGCUGAUCGAUAUCAUAUUCAAUUGGUUAUUUUUCGUGCUGGUGAAUUACUUACUGUGGUAUUUACGACACUUGGUAUUAAAUCACACGGGACAAUAACUUUUCGUAGAAAUUCUUCAAAUAAAGCAAAUUUUAUUCGAAUAUCACCUGAUGUAUCUCCUGUACAAAUUAAAGAAUUAUUUUUUCAACAAUGUCAACAUAGACGUCAAUCACUUGUUAUAUCCAUAACAGGCAGCGCUAGAGAAUACAAUAUGAAAUCAAAAUUAUUUCAAAUAUUUCGUCAAGGUCUUCUUAAAGUGGCCAAAACUACCAAUGUUUGGAUAAUUACAAAUGGUGUUAUUACAAGUCUUACAAAACUUCUUGGAGAAAUAAUUCGAACAAAUCCUGAUCCAUCCCAUCCUAUUCAUUUAAUUGGUAUUGCUUCAUGGGGAUGUAUAUCUGGUGUUGAACAACUUGAUGUUCAUGGAACAAAUGUUAUUUAUAAUAAAUCAAAAAAUGAUGGAAACGAUGAAACACCUCUUGAACCAAAUCAUACACAUUUUAUUUUUGUUGAUGAUGGAACUAAACAUCAAUAUGGAGGAGAAAAUGAAUUUCGUACUCAAUUUGAAAGAGCGAUUUAUGGAGAAUCAUUUUCAUUACAAAAUACAACAAAUAAUAAUCAAAUGAAAGAUAAAUCAAGACAAUCAGAUAGCAUACCUGUUGUUCUUGUUGUUAUUGAAGUUUAUGAAAGUGUUAUGAAAAAUAAAAUUCCAGUUGUUCUUCUGGCAGGUACAGGUGGUUGUUGUGAUUUAUUUGCUAAAUGCUAUCAAUUAUACAAUGAAUAUCAUCUAACAUUGAAAUUAACUGAUCAAACAAAUGAAGAUUCGUCAUCAUUAAGGGAAAAAAUUGAACAGAUAAAAAAUAAACUUCGCGAAAAAUUACAGAUUAUUGAUAAUAAAUUGAAUAUAGGCUCGUGCAUCAAUGUACUAGACGAAAAUACUGGAAUAGAUUAUUUUGAAUUAAUUUACGAAUGUAUUGAUAAACGAAGUAUAUUUUUAAAUAUCGUCGAUUUAAAAGUGCAUAAUUAUGUUGAAACAGAUAUUGAUUUAGCUAUUUUACAAGCACUUCUAAAUGUAACAUUUGAAAAUGAUUUAUCUGAGAUGAAUAUUGAACAAAAACGUGAACAAUUAAAUUUAGCAUUAGAAUGGCAACGAAUUGAUAUUGUUAAAAAUUUUAUUAUGAAAGAUGAAAAAUAUUGGAAAACAAUUGAAUUAAAUGAUCUAUUCUUUAAAGCUCUUAUUCAAAAUCAAGCAAAUUUUAUUCAAUUAUUUCUUGAUCAUGAUUUUCCAUUAAAUGAUUUAUUCGAAAAUAAUAAAAUACUUGUAACACUUUAUCAAAAUGAAAAUUAUCAAUUAAAACAUGAUUUUAAUAAUCCUCUACGUGGAAUUUAUACAGAAAUAAUUCAACCAUUAAUUGGUGAAUUUUUUCAAGUCGAUGCUAUCUUUGAUUCUGAUGAUUUAUUGGAGAAUAACAAUGAUGAUUUACAAUCAAUAGAACUUUUUCUUUGGUCAAUUUUAACAGAUAAACAAGAAUUAGCAUUACUUUUUUGGGCUCGAGGAAAGAAUAAAAUUUGUGCUGCUUUGAUUGCAACAUUAAUUUAUAAGAGUAAAGCACGAAAAGCAAAAGAUCAAAAUUAUAUUGAAUAUGCAAAUGAAUUUCAAAGUUUAGCUGUAGAAAUUCUUGAAAAAUUUUAUUUAACAAAUCCAUAUGAAUGUACAGAAGCAAUUAUUAGACAAAUUCCACAAUUUGGUAAUGUUACUUGGUUACAUUUAGCUGUUAUGGCUGAAGCAAAAUUAUUUAUUGCACAUAGAGGAGUACAAGAUGUACUUAAUGAUAUAUGGAAUGGAUAUAUUGAUCAUAGAGUUGGACAUAUCAAGAUUAUAUUUUCAACUAUAAUGCUUUGGUAUAGUGGAUUUCUUCCAUAUCAUAAAAACUUAGUUGAAGGAAGUGAAAAAUGUACCAAAACUAAUAAUUUUCAAGAUGAAUGGAACUUUUUUCAACGUAAUACAUCACAAUUGAAAUCUAUUACAAAUAGAACAUCAGAUCCAGCAUGUUCGAGAUUAAUGAAUGAUAAUUUAUUUGACGAAGAUAGUUCUAUCGGUACUAGUCAUUGGAAAAGGCCACCCCCUCCGAAAAUCGAUGUUUUUUUUAAAUUUCAAUUUCGAGAUAAACACAUGGAUGUUACCUCCAAGUAUUUUCAUGUGAUAUUUUUAAUAUUAUUUUCAUAUGUUAUCUUAUGUGAUUUUUUCCCAAUAUAUGACUUUCAAUGUCAAUCAAAUCCAGAAGAACAUAGUGAUAGUGAUAUAUUAUUAAAAAAUGUUGUAAAACGAUCGAUUUUAAAUCAAACAAAAACUAAUUUGACUAUCAAUGGAAAUUCUUCAUCAAAAUUUGGACUCGAACAACAUAAUCGACCAACAACCAGUGAAAUAAUACUUGUUUUAUGGAUGUUUACUUUAUUUUGUGAAGAAAUUCGUCAAGUAUUAUCAAUGGAAGUUCAAUCAAUAUCUGGAAAAUUAGCAGCAUAUUUUUCAAUAUUUUGGAAUAAAUUAGAUCUCAUAGCGAUAGUUUUAUUUUUUAUUGCUUUUAUUCUUCGAUUGUUACCAAUGAGUGAAUGUUUUUGUAGUGCACGAAUUAUUUUAGCUAUUGAUUUAUCAAUGUGGUAUAUAAGAACACUUGAUAUAUUUUCUCCUGUAAAAAGACUCGGACCAAAACUUGUUAUGAUUGGUGAAAUGGUUCAUGAUUUAAAAUUUUACAUGUUAAUGUUAACUAUAUUCAUAUUAGCAUAUGGUGUACCUACAUAUAAUUUACUCUAUGGUGUUCAAAAAUUUUCUUGGCAUAUUCCACGUGCUAUUUUAAAUUUAGCUUAUUGGCAAAUAUUUGGUGAAUUAGAAGUUCUUGACGAUAUUGAAAAAAACUAUGAAAUAACUGGCUAUGUUGUAUUUAUAUUAUUAAUUGCUUAUAUGACAGUAGCAAGUGUUCUUUUAAUUAAUCUUCUUAUUGCUAUGUUCAGUAAUACAUUUGAUCGUUUACAAUUAGAUACAGAUUGUAUAUGGAAAUUUCAACAUUAUUCAUAUGUAUGUUAUCAUUUAACUCUUCCAUCACUUCCUCCACCAUUAAUUAUAUUUUCACAUAUUUAUCGUGUAAUGAUUUAUAUUUUUUCACAUAAAUUUAAAAUCGAAUGGUUUUAUCAAAAAUAUAUUCAACAUACAAAUGGAUCGAAAUUUAAAAUAAUUGCUGAUGAAAUAUUAACAAAAACAAUUGAAUCUAUUGAAGAUGCUUUAGGAAAUGAACAAAGUAAUAUGUUUGAAUAUUUGGAAUAUUUAAUGAAUGGAAUCAAAAAAAUUGGUGGUGAUGAUAUUGAAAUGCCCAAACUAUUACGUCAAAAUUCUGAAUUACUUUGUAUGUUAUGUAUAUUUAUUCUCGCAUUAGACAAAAAAAAAUCAUAG
Rotaria sp. Silwood1 is the source of this 3810-nucleotide messenger RNA. NCBI's taxonomy places the organism in Eukaryota, Metazoa, Rotifera, Eurotatoria, Philodinida, Philodinidae. The record is from the annotation of a GenBank genome assembly.